GGGACCAUAGCUCUCUUCCAAUUUUUAGUGACUUUUCCAGACCUCCGAAUUAAGAAAGACGAAGUAGAGACACUUUUCACAUAACUGUCUAUAGCUCCUGCUAAAUUCACCUCCUAUGUGAUCACAUGUGUUCUGAGAAAGCCACAGGAAGUCUCAGCUCCUGGAAGGAGCAGCCCCUGGGAGGUUCUGGCUGGGAGCUCAGGCAGCCAGCGCUGGCCGCCAGCCAGGACCCAGGACCAGGCUGGGAGUGCAGCGAGGGCCAGGUGUGGAACAUAACUUUUGAGGGGAGGUUGUGGGCUUUGGGGCAGAAAGCCAGGGAACUUGAUUCAUAUUCUGCCUCUGUCCCUGAGCACAAGAAUGAACGGGUGGGUCAGCGUCCCUUACUGGGCCUCCGUUGACUCACUUGUGGAGUGGAAAAAACUGAAUGAAAAUGUUCUCGGGUCUCCCUCAAGAUCAGGGGUGAUGACUUUGCUCACAUCGCCCUGGUGUGUCACUGAGUCGUGCGCAGGGUGAGCACUCGUCACACUGCACCUGUGCCCCCGAUGUUCUACUCUAAGUGCGUGACAGAGAAGACUGCUGGUUCGUCAGUAAGGGGACGCACGGUGGGGGUGUAGCAGAGUCAGCCCUGCGCGUGCGCCCGGGGAGUGUACACAGGGACGCAGAGUGCAGGGGCAGGAGAGGAAGAUCAAAGCAGGGGCUGUAGGAGGGAGCGCGAGGCGGACGCGGUCAGAGCUGCCGAGCAAGUCCUGCAUGUUGCUGGCUUCUCAAGCGUGGGCUCCUCAAAGUGUCUGCCUCUUUCUCCAAGCGGAAUGCUUCCUGCUCACAAUAGGCUCGCCUUGCCCAGGACGCGGGCUGCCGGUGUUCCUCUGGUCCCCACACUUGGUUGUGUUCCUCCCAGUCAGGCCGCCCUUUGGACAAAGAGGCGAGACCUUCCUAAACUGUGAACGCUGGGUCCCCGGAACUGGAUGCCUGUGAGCCAAAUGCUGGGUGCCUCUUUCAGCAUCAUCAACACCAUGCCACUGCACCUCAAAAUCCCAGGGGCUCCCGCGGGCUUCAUUCCAAAGGGCACCCUCACCCUGAAAGGAGAAGAAGGUGGACACGCUAAACAAAAGGAACAGAACCCCCAGAAGGAUCUGCAGAUGGAAGCCACGGUUCUGGGGUUUGCAAUAUCUGGAUCUCUCUCAUUUAUCUCUGGCAAAAAGUCAACCAAGCCCUUUGCCAAGAGCAGCCUGGCCUCAAAUGCAGUGAGUUGUGCUGCUGCCGGGGCAGGCGUCCUCCUCCUCACCUGCAGCCUGGCGGCCUCGGGGAAUGCUGCUCAGACGCACAGUUCAGAACGGGAGUGUCUGACUUCACUGCCUUACUCAGAGUACUACUACUCAAUCUACGAACUCAAGGACUGUCUCCUGGCUGACUUCAGCCUAACAGGCACGCUCGUUGUGAUGCUCAUCUUCGUGGGGCUGGAGCUCCUCGUGGCUGCCUACGCCUCUGUCUUCUGGUACAAGCAGAUCCGCUCGACCAAGCCCGGGAGUGCAUUCUCCUCUCUUCCACCACAAGAUUAUGUCCAACACAUCAAGAAUGCUUCAAAGUCCUGGGUGUGAGUUAUGCUUGGUUUAGAGGGAAAAAGAGAAAAGCAGUGACCGGACUUCCUGCAGUCUCAGCUAUUUAAAACACGGAAGUAAACUUUGAAAAAGAGAAGCUUUCAUUUUGUACUUUCAGUUUGAAUCAUUUUGAGUCAUUUUAUUGCUCUUCAAGAUAACUUCCCAGAAGCACAGAUCAGUAAAAUUUUAUUGUUCACUUUCCCAGAACGGCCCUAAACUUCAUUACCUUCUCUAGGUUGUACUGUGUCGGAAGAGAACGUGCGUGAGCUUGCACUGCGUGAAUUAACUAUGCGUGGCUCUCCUUCCCACUUCUGUGUCGUGUUCACACUCACACUGUGUACACAGAGACACUGAGAACUUGAACAGCAUUUUAAGUGCUUUGAAAAUAUAUGACACACUUGUCUUAUUUCAUGACUUUAUGCUUAAGUAUUUCAAUUCAAAUGCUGUAACUCACUGUGAUGCUCCCCCUAUCUAAGUUGUAGACCAAGUAAGAAAGUAGGCACAGAAGUAGUCUCAACUUUAUCACUGUGUCAGGGAAACCAACACAGCCUGCCUAAUAAAAGCGUUUCUAAAACUGU
Molecule: messenger RNA, 2176 nt
Organism: Chinchilla lanigera (long-tailed chinchilla)
Lineage: Eukaryota; Metazoa; Chordata; Mammalia; Rodentia; Chinchillidae
Gene: Ms4a7
Product: membrane-spanning 4-domains, subfamily A, member 7
Exons: 5
Coding region: 966-1598 (210 amino acids)
Biological process (GO): cell surface receptor signaling pathway
Cellular component (GO): trans-Golgi network; plasma membrane
Source: RefSeq, a predicted model, not a curated record